GAUGUGUUUCAUGAAACACCCCUUAUGAUAUACCUCUUUCAUUUUACGGUCGACUAUGCAGAGAUUGUUUUUAUGAUAGCAGAUGGAAUCACAGCGGUGGCUCUUUAUCUCUCAAUUCAGACUUAUAACAAGAAUGUGUUUAGAAAACAGAAAUAUGCCUUGGAAUCGGACCGGUAUCCCGCCGACUGUUUGGAGCUCCUCCGCUCUCCGAAGGAAAUGUUCUACAUCCCCCUCAAGGUUGCCAUGUUUUAUCUGUUAAACCCCUUCACCAUCCUGUCUUGUGUGGCAAAGUCAACUUGUGGGCUGAACAAUGCCAUUAUUGCUCUCUUCAUUUUCUGUACAUUAAAAGGUGAGUGUUCCCUUU
Sinocyclocheilus rhinocerous is the source of this 364-nucleotide messenger RNA. RefSeq names its product phosphatidylinositol glycan anchor biosynthesis class U protein-like. Gene Ontology annotation, biological process: attachment of GPI anchor to protein. The record is from RefSeq and is a predicted model, not a curated record. The annotation marks the transcript as partial. NCBI's taxonomy places the organism in Eukaryota, Metazoa, Chordata, Actinopteri, Cypriniformes, Cyprinidae. The transcript is spliced from 5 exons. Gene Ontology annotation, cellular component: GPI-anchor transamidase complex; membrane.